Molecule: messenger RNA, 1036 nt
Organism: Amphimedon queenslandica
Lineage: Eukaryota; Metazoa; Porifera; Demospongiae; Haplosclerida; Niphatidae
Product: non-structural maintenance of chromosomes element 4 homolog A-like
Exons: 8
Coding region: 68-934 (288 amino acids)
Biological process (GO): DNA repair
Cellular component (GO): Smc5-Smc6 complex; nucleus
Source: RefSeq, a predicted model, not a curated record
AGGAGCAACAAAAUUAAUUACAAGAAGAAGGCUCAGACUGUAUUUGUCAGUAUCACAUUUUAACAAAAUGGCAUCUGGUUCGUCUGAGGGUGAGGGAUCUGAUACCAGGUGGGACACUGCCUUUAGGAGGGACCUCAGGCAUGAACUAAGAGAGAAUCUUCUGGAAACACAACGUACUAGGGAAGUGAUGAGUGUUCCUGAUGAGUUAUUAAAGAAAUUAGAAGAAGGUGACAAGUUGUAUGAUAAAGUGGUAUCUUCACGUGAAGCAGCUAUUGAUUCUGAGCACUUCAAACUGCUUUCAGAGAUUGCUAGACACCAGAGUCAAAGUUCAAGAGGUGAACUGAUUCAUUUUGAUCAACGGGUUUACUCUGAGAAACUGUUGUCACUGAUGGGUGGUAGGCUGGGUGGUCCCCCUGACUGGACUGUGUUGGGAAAACUUUUCAUUAAAUCUUUUAAAGUUGCUCCUACUACACAAUUUCUUCACGGAGCUCUUGAUCCAGUGCCAGUCGUUCAGAAAAGUGCACGACAAGCAAAAAGAGCAUCAAAAUCUGUAACGACAGAAAGACCAAAAGAAUUGACAGAGUUUGAAGAAAAGGAAGAGACCACUACAAGAGAUGUGUCCAUUUUAAUAAACACACUCAAGAGAGUGUUUGAAGAGCAAGGGAUUGAUAAGAUUCAUUACUUCAAGUUCAUCAUUGAUCCGGAGUCAUUCUCACACACUGUGGAGAAUAUAUUCCAUUUUGCAUUUCUCAUUAAGGAGGGUCGGGCUGGUCUAAUUAUAGAAAACGGGGAACCCUACAUUCACUUAAACAUUGGAGGGGGUGGGGCUACAGGAGGCACCAAUCAAGGUAUCAUCUCAAUCAACAUGAAGAUGUGGAAGGACUUGAUUGACAAGUAUGACAUCACUGAAUCAAUGAUUAAGAAGAGACAGUGAUCACCUCCUCCAAUACAUUAACUGACAUUGAUCGUCUGCUGUAACUGACUCAGUCAUUUAAUCACUUCAUUUAUUACAAAAAAUAUUUACAUCAUCUGAUCA